AUGGUGCCGCCCGCUGACACUUAUGACUUUCAAGCGAGCAUAGAAGCACUUCAUCUUGUCUCCAUGAACGAAGCGCCUCCUGUCCCCCUAGACGACAGACUCGCGAAAGAUCUGUCGCCCGCAGAGCUGAGAGAACUGCUAAAUCGUGCGCAACAACGAGAGUCAGAGAGCACCUCUAUCAAGACCGAAGACGAAGCCACUACCGGAGUCAAGCGCGAGAGGACCAUCGAUGAUGACGACGAAGUGACCUAUGUCGAGACGCGAAAGCGCAAACGUCCGCACGUGGAGCGAGAAAUUAUUGUGUUAGACUGA
Alternaria arbusti is the source of this 312-nucleotide messenger RNA. RefSeq lists its product as uncharacterized. The coding region runs from base 1 to 312 and encodes 103 amino acids. The transcript has 2 exons. The record is from RefSeq and is a predicted model, not a curated record. NCBI's taxonomy places the organism in Eukaryota, Fungi, Ascomycota, Dothideomycetes, Pleosporales, Pleosporaceae.